Dictyostelium purpureum is the source of this 531-nucleotide messenger RNA. RefSeq lists its product as uncharacterized. The record is from RefSeq and is a predicted model, not a curated record. Gene Ontology annotation, molecular function: ATP hydrolysis activity; ATP binding; AMP kinase activity. Lineage: Eukaryota; Evosea; Eumycetozoa; Dictyosteliales; Dictyosteliaceae. The coding region runs from base 1 to 531 and encodes 176 amino acids. Gene Ontology annotation, cellular component: cytoplasm; nucleus. The transcript has 2 exons.
AUGAAUCACAUCAAAAGAAAUAAACCAAAUGUUUUAAUUACUGGUACACCAGGCACUGGUAAAUCAUCAUUAGCAAGUGUUGUUGCCCAAAAUCACGAAUUUCAACAUUUUGAUAUUAGUACAUUAGUUAAAGAAAAAGAAUUACACGAUGGUUGGGAUUCAGAAUUUCAAUGCUAUUAUUUAGAUGAAGAUAAAGUUUUAGAUUAUUUAGAAGAUACAAUGGUUAAAGGUGGUUGUAUUGUUGAUCAUCAUAGUAGUGAAUGGUUCCCAGAAAGAUGGUUUGAUUUAGUUGUAGUUUUAAGAUCCGAUGUUAAAAUUUUACACGAAAGAUACGAAAAAAGAGGUUAUAUUCCAAUUAAAAUUGAAAAUAAUAUUGAUUGCGAAAUUAUGGAAAUUAUUUUAGAAGAGGCUCGUAACUCAUAUAAAGAAGAAAUUAUUGUUGUUUUACCAUCAAAUACUUUAGAAGAUAAUGAAUCAAAUCAAUCAACCAUUGCUGAUUGGAUCCAAAAUUGGUUAGAAAAAAAUAACUAA